UUUCUCUAUUAUCGUGCCUGUUGGCUGGCUCCUCGUCCUGCUGUGCAACGUACUGUACUAAGGGAAAAUUUCGUGCAUCGCUUGCUCCCGAAGAGGACCGUGGGUUUUCGUCCCUUGAGGCCGCCAUAGUAAGCUUCCCGACUCUCCAAGAUGGACGUGAACGAAAACGACAGCGUGUGCAUCGUCUGCUGGCGUGACAUCCACGUUUACGCGAUUGGCCUGUGCGACCACCCCGUGUGUCACGAGUGCUCCACUCGUAUGCGAGUGCUGUGCCGCAAGAGCGAGUGCCCCAUAUGUCGACGCACCCUGCCCAAGGUGAUCUUCGUGAAGGAGUGCCGCCCCUUCGAAGAGCUCAACAAGCGGCUGUACCAGGUUGAUGCGCGGCCGCAGAUCUGCUUUGAGGAUGAGUCGGUGCGGCAGGCGUAUCGGGAGCUGCUCGACAACCGCUGCAAGUACUGCCCGCCGUCGUCGACCAAGGCACCGACCGUCUUCAGCAGCUUUGCCCAGCUGCGGAACCAUGUGCGCAAGGAGCACAGCCGCACCUACUGCGACCUCUGCAUCGAGCACCUUAAGAUCUUCCCAGGGGAGCGGACGGCGUACACUCGGAGGGACAUGGUGAGGCACCAGAAUUAUGGGGACGUGGACGACACCUCGCACAAGGGCCACCCCCUGUGCAAGUUCUGUGACGUGCGGUACUUCGACAACGACGAGCUGUACCGGCACCUGCGCCGGGACCACUACUACUGCCACUUCUGCGGCGACGACUACCGGCUGCAGUACUACCGCAACUACGAAUACCUGCGGGCGCACUUUCGAGAGGAGCACUUCCUGUGCGAGGAGGGCGACUGCCGCAACGAGACGUUCACGGCCGCCUUCCGCACUGAGAUUGACCUGAAGGCCCACCGCGCCCAGCACCACAACCGGUCGCUCACCAAGGCCCAGGCCAAGCAGGCGCGCACCCUCGACCUCGAGUUCGCCGUCACCCCUCGCUCCUCGGCCAACUCUUACAAUUCCAGCGGCUACUACGAUGACUCUGGUGGCCACGGGCGGCGACAAUCGCGGCAGCCUCGGUCAGGGAGGGCUCCGCCGUCGGACGCCAGCAGAGAAAAUCUGCUGGCCCGUUCGCAGGCGUCUGAGGACCUGCAUAUGACUUGGGAAUUGCAGCCGCCGGUUGAUUACCGCUGUGAGAAAGAGUUUCCACAGCUUGGCAGUGACAAAGGCACGCCAGCACCAUCAACUUCUUCUGGGAGCAAGGCUCCUGUAGACCCAUUUCCUGUAGCAGCUUCAUCGUACCCUCCCAGGAGGCCGAACAAGGUCAACGUCAACAGUGUUGACGAAUUCCCAUCGCUCAACCCGUCGUCAUCCACCGCCACACAGCAGGGGUCGGCAGCGCCACUGCCGGCAACCAUGGUGCCGCUCCGCAAGUCAACUAAGGCACAGGGCAAGGGUCACGCCAACGGAAUACCGCCGGGUCAACGGUCGGUUGGGAAGCAGCAGCAGGAUGCCAACAACAACGGCCCCAGAGAAAAGACUACAUUAGACUGGUUCGCGCAGCCCUCAGGAGACCGCAGUUUGGUGAAACCACAGCUCUCGACUGUUUCUGCAGUGGUGUCGGCGCGCCCUGCACCGGAGCUGGGGAGACCGAAACAGGCAUUACCGAAGAUGGGGCUGGACGAGGACUUUCCGACUCUGGCGACGCGCAGCGUCGCACGAAUAUCGAUUUCAUCCUCGCCAACGCCUUCGCCUCAGUCGGAGCCACCUUGGAACACAGCAAAGUCUGCAAAAAUUAAGAAAAAGAAAAAGACGGAGGAGACGAAGCAAAUGGAGUCGUCGAAACACCCGCCUGGAAUCGAAAUCAACAACAACACCACUACCAAGGCAUCAGCAGCGGUCGCCAGCAAAGAGCAAGCAAGCACACAGCCUUUGGAGACGAGUAGCGAAUCGAAGCCAUCCUUCGUGCCUCCCACGAACAACCUGCUCCAGCUCAUUGCAGCUGCGAGGAAAGGGACCACUAUGCCAGCACCUCCCGAACCCGCCAGCGAGGUGGUUUGUGAUGUCGACAGUUCGGACUCUGAUGAACCGCCGAGGUUGACGGUUUCAGACUUCCCAAGCCUCAACGGUCGGCCACCGGGGACUGCCGCACCUCCUCCAGGAUUCGGCAAACCCAAGAAGCCACCGCCCGGGUUCGCACGAGCCAACAUGUGCGACAUGCCCAUGGGGACGCUGUCCUCGCUCGUGAAGGCGACUACACCGACGACGUCACCUGCAGUGCCACCGCAGUACAUGCCUCCGGCGGGCUUCCAGGAGCGGAACCUCGCUCUGAUACAGGAUGUGCAGCAGACCCUGGCCAAGCGCUCCGAAGAUGGCCUCUUUGCGACGUUCAAGACUUUGUCGGGCUCAUUUCGCCAAAGUGUGCUGUCCGCAGACGAGUACUUCGCCCGCUGCAUCGAGUUGUUUGGCUCCGAGAAGGAGUUCAUGACCAUCUUCCCCGAGCUGUUGUUCCUGCUGCCGGACAUUCGGAAGCAGCAGGAGCUCAUGGCCACGUACAACGCUCACCGCAAGGCGCAGGCAGCAACGUCCGGUGCACUGCCCAAGGGGCCACCUGUCCAACUGCUCGUUUGCGCCACCUGCCAGCAGGUGCUGUCCGCUGAGGACUUCCGGAGUCACCGCACCGUGCACGACCCCUCAUGACUCGAGCUCACACCGUAUGUCCAAGUGCCUUCUUUACUUCGGCAUCUCGCCCCAACUUGGUAAUGUGACGAGAAUCAGGCGGCGUCACCGGACUUCUGUUGAUGUCAAGAGAAGGAGUUUCACCGAAGCUCGGCCCUUCGACCCCAUCGUCGGCGCCAGCUGUUUGGUUGCAUGAAGCGGCCUUUCAAUCUCGCUCGGAUGCUUAGUGAAGUUCCUCCUACUCGAAAAAAGUCCUGACUGUGAAUUAUCAGGACUUAGGUGGAGUGGUAUUUCUCACACAGAACUUGUUUUUAUUACCGGAAAAAGGUGGCUCGCUGCCUCGUUUGUACUGUCCCCUGCUCGCUGUGUCACUCAUAACAAAUGUAAGGGUCAUAGACUAAAUAGUGUGCUGCCAUCAUCAACUGCUUCUUUUGUUCUCUCUUCGAUGUUAUUUUCAAGUUUUUUUUUCACUUUGGCUUUUGCAAUGUCCAGUCUAAUAAUGGCUAGCCUCUUCAUAUGUCCCAAACUCACUGAACGCUUGUUCGAGUGGUCAAGUACUUUGAUGUCGGAAAUAGACUCAAACUUUUCAAGGUCCCCCAUUCCCCAACGUACAUCGGUUCAAGUUGUGUAUUCUGAUGUUGCUAGUCUGACGUGUGGCGUCGUGAGCCACUUGGGGCAUGGUCGUUCCAAUCUCUCAAAAGACGAAAGAUGGGGGGGGGGGGGGGGGUGCUCAAUGCGUUAGCGGGACCCCCCACCUUUUUUUUUGCUUAAUGAAACAUGUAGUGAUUGCUUCAAACUAAGUCAUCACUAUCCCUCUCUAGAACCAUGCUUUGCACUGUUCAUUUGCAUUAAUUGUCACAUAACAAGUGCUGUUGCUUAUUAAAAAUUUGCUUCUAAUGCUCGCCUUUUUUUUUUCUGCUCUCCUGGUAACCGUGAUCACUUGUGCCUUUUCACUGUAAUGCCGUGUUAUUUAAUGUCUGAACUCUUUUUGUAUUGGUAACAGUCUGCACACUUUCUUGUAUACACUUUUUUGAGGUAUGUAGAAGUUGUUGGAAUGUACACGAACUGAAGCAGGUUUGCGGCAGAAAUUUUUAUACCUUUUGUUGAGGUUAAUGCUUAGUUUCACGAGUCUACUCAAUUUAGCUUAUCACUGCUUUAGGUGUCAAUAAUGAACAAGUAUAAUUAAAGAGGCUAGUGCACUUUUUGAAGCGUUCUAUUGCUUUUUGGAAUAUUAGCAAUCUGUCACUCGUGCUACCUUCAAAUGUAGGUGCGGUU
Molecule: messenger RNA, 3945 nt
Organism: Rhipicephalus microplus (southern cattle tick)
Lineage: Eukaryota; Metazoa; Arthropoda; Arachnida; Ixodida; Ixodidae
Product: E3 ubiquitin-protein ligase ZNF598
Biological process (GO): rescue of stalled cytosolic ribosome; protein ubiquitination
Molecular function (GO): ribosome binding; ubiquitin protein ligase activity
Source: RefSeq, a predicted model, not a curated record